This is a messenger RNA of Carya illinoinensis, 1539 nucleotides long. Its product is annotated as aluminum-activated malate transporter 10-like. Bases 1 to 1539 code for a protein of 512 amino acids. Lineage: Eukaryota; Viridiplantae; Streptophyta; Magnoliopsida; Fagales; Juglandaceae. Gene Ontology annotation, cellular component: plant-type vacuole membrane. The record is from RefSeq and is a predicted model, not a curated record. Gene Ontology annotation, biological process: malate transport. The transcript is spliced from 6 exons.
AUGGCUCCUGAGAAAGAAGUAAACAAUGGAGUGGAGUGGAGGAUAAAAGUGGCCGAUGGCUCAUCACAGACUUUGGUUCCGGAGGCAAAGCCUGCAGCCUGCAGCAAUUUCUUGUUUGGUGAUCUAAAACUUUUUAUUGUGGGUUUGGCUUUUAAAGUGUGCAAGUUUUCUCAGAAAGCGUGGGACUUAGGUGUAGAAGAUCCCAGAAAAGUGAUCCAUUGUCUAAAAGUGGGGAUGGCACUCACCGUUGUCUCGCUAUUUUACUAUACGAGGCCUCUGUACGAAGGUGUUGGAGGAAAUGCUAUGUGGGCAAUCCUGACUGUCGUGGUUGUGUUUGAGAACACUGUGGGUGCAACACUUUAUAAAUGUUUGAACAGAGUGUUCGGGACCUGUCUUGCUGGAUUUCUUGCAAUUGGUGUUCAUUGGGUUGCUAGUCAAUCGGGAGAGAGAUUUGAACCUGUAAUUGUUGGAGUCUCAGUUUUCCUACUAGCUUCUGCAGCGACCUUCUCAAGAUUCAUUCCUUCGGUGAAAGCCCGGUUUGAUUAUGGUGCCUUGAUCUUCAUCCUUACCUUUAGCCUUGUUUCAGUAUCAGGUUAUCGGGUGGAUAGAUUGUUUGAUCUGGCACAUCAAAGAAUGUCCACAAUCAUUAUUGGCACUUCAUUGUGCAUUAUCGUAAGCAUGCUGGUUUGCCCCAUUUGGGCUGGUCAAGAGCUCUAUACUCUAAUAACUCGUAACAUGGACAAGCUUUCUGAUUCCCUAGGUGCUUGUGUAUCCGAAUACUUUCAAGAUGGUGGCUGCAGCCUUGCUGAUGGUAAUGAUUAUGAUAAGGAAUGUCAGAAGAAACUGCAAGGUUAUAAAUGUGUUCUAAGUUCGAAGGCAGCAGAAGAAUCUAUGGCUAAUCUUGCUAGAUGGGAGCCACCCCAUGGCCGCUUCUACUUUCGGCAUCCAUGGAGACAGUACAUCAAAAUUGGGGCAUCAAUGCGAAGCUGUGCCUAUUGCAUAGAGGCUCUCAAUGGUUGCAUCAAUUCGGAAAAUCAGGCCCCAGAGUAUAUAAAGAAGCAUAUCAGCAAAAAUUCUUUGAAAGUAAGCACCAACUCUUCAAGUGUCAUAAGAGAGCUAGCAAUGACUAUCAAGACCAUGAAGAAAUCCUCUAACAUCCAUUACUUGGUUGGAGACUUGAACAGCGCAGUUCAAGAGCUCCAAACUGACUUAAAAUCCCUUCCUGAGUUAUUCAGUCCCCCAUCAAACAUGGAAGCUGAAAUUCCAGAAAACAAGAAAAUAGAGGCAGCCUCAGUAACAGUAGUGGCCACAAUGCCACUGAUGGAGAUUAUUCCACUGGUAACACAAGCUUCUUUAUUGAUUGAAAUUGCCGCACGGAUCAGUGACAUCGUCGAGGCUGUUGAAGAGCUGUCAAACUUGUCUGAAUUCUCGCCUGCAGGCAAUGGCAAGUGCCCAAAAAUUCAGCCGAGUAACCAUUUUUUACCAAGCGGUCAUGAACAGAAAGAUACGGAAACCAUGAACACGAUUCAACGGAUCUGA